Molecule: messenger RNA, 1285 nt
Organism: Cuscuta campestris
Lineage: Eukaryota; Viridiplantae; Streptophyta; Magnoliopsida; Solanales; Convolvulaceae
Source: the annotation of a GenBank genome assembly
AUUAAAUUACGACUAGAAGAACAAAAUGGGGAGGCGCACAUGCUUUCCCAAUUGACAUGCAUGACAUAAAGAAUGUUGAUAACUUUUAAAAAAGGGAAGAGAAGAGACGCCACUGAGAAUGGCCUGGCUGGGGUGGCCUAGACGCCGAUGCCAAGUCUCGAGAUCGACAGCGGCGACAUGGGCUUGGGCAGGAGCGGUUCGGCCAAGGGGGUAGAGGGGUCCCAUAUCAUUGGAUCGAUGCAUCACGGUUCCCGUCCGACGAUCCUUCACAGAAAAACCAUGAGCAUCAAAUCCAAUAGUACAGUUAUUAUCACGGGUGGUAUUGCUGACAUGGGUUUGUCGUUGCCGAGAGCUGUUUUGACGUUCAUGACCCCGAUUUUCGCCGCCACGUCCUUGCCCCCGUCCAAAGCCUCCACGCUGUCCUGGGUUGCCAUCACCGUAGCUGCUACCGCCGUGCUGUCCACCAUAGCCGCUGCCGCCGUACAUCCCGACAUGGAGUUGACCGCCGGCUCGGUUGAUCUGCGGGAAGCCCUCGGAGCAUCUGAAGAACAAGUUGAUGUUGAGAGACCGGUGCAUCGACAUCGUCUAACCAGUCGACAAGAUUUUGGAGUUGUUGGCAAUAGGUCGUGGAUGACCUUCCAGAGAGCUGAGGCGAUUCGUCACCAUUCGUCAUCGUCGUCGGAGAGGGGGACGACGGAUCCAUCGAGAACUGCUGAUUUUUUAAACGAAGGCUGCUUGUCACUAGUUAUUCUGAUUGAUAGCCAGCACAACACUAGAGAUAGUUCUAUGAAACUUGUAUAUGAAGCUCAACCUAAGCCCAAAUCAAUAACUGCCUUUGCUGGUGAAGCCAUUGCUGAAGUGGCUUGUGGGUCAAACCACACAGUUGUUGCUAAUUUCCCUUACCCUUUCGUUUUAUGUUAUGGUGAUCACUUGCUGUUGAUUCUAAUGAACAUGUUUAUACGCUUGGCCAUAGAGAGCAGAAGGAUGAGUGGGCCCUGCGACGUGUUGAUGGAUUUAGCAUACAAAAUGUCCUGCCCCCUGAUUCUGUGAACUCAUCUUGCACUGCUGGGGAGGCCAGCUAUACAUGUGGGGAAAAAUAAAGAGCAGUAGGGAUAAUUGGAUGUAUCCUAAACCUCUGAUGGAUUUAAGCUUAUUAGUCUUCAAUUGCAAUCUCUAUUCAUGGCAUAGUUGCUCAGGUUGAUAGGCCGAACAAUGAAUACCCACAUCAUUUCACAGACUUUUAGAUGUCGGCCUUUGGAAAUAGAAAAAAAGGAAACAUUCCAUU